UUUGGCGCGGGCAGGAUGGAGGAAGAGCUGAAAUGUCCGGUGUGCGGUUCCUUGUUCAAGGAGCCGCUCCUGCUGCCCUGCUCCCACAAUGUUUGCCUGGUGUGUGCGCGCAGCAUCAGCGUGCACACGCCGGACGGGGAGCCCGCCGCCGGCGGGGCCGUGCAGCAGAGCCGCGCGUCGGCGGCCAGCUCGGACUACGACUACCUGGACGUGGACAAGAUGAGCCUGUACAGCGAGACGGACAGCGGCUACGGCUCGUACACGCCGUGCCAGCUCAAGUCGCCCAACGGCGUGCGGGUGUUCCCCGCCCCGCAACACCCCCACCACCAGCAGCGGCUGUGCUCGCUCACCUGCCCGCUGUGCCACCGCAGCGUCUCCCUGGACGAGCGAGGGCUGCGCGGUUUGCCUCGCAACCGGCUCUUGGAGGCCAUCGUGGCGCGGUACCGGCAGACCCGCGCCGCUACGGCCUCCGCCGCUUCGGGGGCGGCCAAGUGUCAGCUGUGUGACCGCAACCCGGUGGACGCGGCGGUCAUGUGCGAGCAGUGCGACGUGUUUUACUGCAACGCCUGUCAGCAGCGGUGCCACCCGUCCCGCGGCCCGCUCGCUAAGCACCGCUUGGUCCCGCCGCCCCAGCAGCGAGCGGGCCAGGCGGCCGCCGGGGCGGGCGCGGGACAGGCGCCGGCCACCGCGCGGAAACCGGCGACGUGCGUCGAGCACGAAGCGGAGAACUUCGUCAUGUACUGCUGCAACUGCAGGGCGCCCGUGUGCGCCAAGUGCGCCGAGGAGGGACGCCACGCCAAACACGACGUCAAGCCCAUCGCCCUCAUGUGGAAGCAGCACAAGUGUCAACUCUCUCAGGCCCUCAACGGCGUCUCAGACAAAGCCAAAGAUGCAAAAGAGUUCCUGGUCCAACUCAAGAACAUGCUGCAGCAGAUCCAGGAGAACGGCGUGGAGUUCGAGGCCUGCCUGGUGGCUCAGUGCGACUCGCUGAUCGAGGCGCUGACCCGGCAGAAAGCCAAACUUUUGACAAAAGUCACCAAGGAGAAGGACUACAAGCUGAAGGUGGCGCGCGACCAGAUCACCCACUGCACCAUGAAGCUGCGGCAGACCACCGGCAUGAUGGAGUACUGCCUGGAGGUGCUCAAAGAGAACGACCCCAGUGGCUUCCUCCAGAUCUCAGACGCGCUGAUCAAGCGCGUGGCAUCGUCUCAGGACCAGUGGGUCAAAGGCAACCUGGAGGCCAAGGUGGGCCCGGACUUUCAGCUCACGCUCAACACCGACGCGCUUCUGCAGAGCAUCCUGCAGUUGGAUUUCUGCCAGGGCAAAGACGUGCAGGAUGGCGCCUUAGUGAAACAAAAGCAGCAGGCAGCGGCCAGUGCUGAAACCGAUGCCGAUGCACAAAGUCCAGGAGCGGAGUCGGGACCCUCGGUACCGGCGGCUCCCCUCCUGCAGCUGGAGAAGUGCUGCAGCGGCAACAACAGCGCCACGCUAGCUUGGAGGGUAGCCGUGCCCCAAGGAGCGCCCAUCGAGGGCUACAUUCUGGAGCUGGACGACGGCAACGGUGGACAGUACCGGGAGGUGUACGUGGGCAAGGAGACGGUGUGCACGGUGGACGGGCUCCACUUCAACAGUUCGUACAACACCAGAGUGAAGGCCUACAACGCCGUCGGCGUGGGGCCCUACAGCAAGACGGUGGUCCUCAAGACCUCCGACGUGGCUUGCUUCGCCUUCGACCCGACGUCGGCUCACCGGGACAUCGUGCUGAGCAACGAGAACCAAACGGUGUCGUGUAACAGCUACGACGACCGCGUGGUGCUCGGGACCGCCGCCUUCUCCAAGGGCACCCACUACUGGGAGGUCCGCAUCGAUCGCUACGACAACCACCCGGACCCCGCGUUUGGCAUCGCCCGCAUCAACACGGUCAAGGACAUGAUGUUGGGCAAGGACGAAAAAGCCUGGGCGAUGUACGUGGACAACAACCGCUCGUGGUUCAUGCACAACAACUCGCACACAAACAGGGCAGAGGGCGGCAUCACUAAGGGCGCCACGGUGGGCAUCCUGCUGGACCUGACCAAGCGCACUCUGACGUUCUUCAUCAACAAGGAACAACACGGACCGACCGCCUUCGAGAACCUGGACGGCGUCUUCGUGCCCGCCGUCAGCCUCAACAGAAACGUCCAGGUGACGCUAGUGACGGGCCUGGAGGUGCCAAGGGUCCUCAAACAGUAAAGGAGGCCUCCACAAGAUCCUCAAAAGGUUUCUCGGAUAAUAGAUCGGCUCCGUCGGCGACAGCUCGACGCGAGCAGUUCUCGCCGGAAGUCCGCACGCACAAUUAAGCAGACUGCAGGGCUACAUUUUUGUCAUCUCGCGACGAAAGGAAGACAUUUUAGGGUGACAGCAGCAAAAAGCUUUUGUUAGAGUUCAAACAGCGACUCAGGUUGUCACAGCGAUAAAAUAUUCACGCGUUCGACUGAAGCCGCUCUGUCGUUUUAGAUCCGCUGCGAAGGCAGUUUUUUUUUUUGCAUCAUAACACUUCCGUUAGUUCUGGGCAUGACGUGACUUCUACUUUGAAACAUCUCCUUUUCAAAACGUAACAAAGUAAGGCAUCAAAUAGCCAAGUGGGAGAAAUGACGCGUUUGAGUCCCCCUCAUCAUCGCCGUGGAUGAGAUGUAACAAGGCCGAGCUUCUUUCUCACUCAAACGGCAUCGGUGAUGCGUCUGCAGGCUUAUUUGAAAAUCUCAAGACAAAAAGUGAAUAUUUCAUACGCAACGUUGGGAUUUUUCUUUUUUUCGCGGGUCACCUCAUGGUAAUUUAAUCACGCGCUCUCUGCAAAGUGUUGCUUUGAAUCAAUGAAAAAAGUGGCUCCGGAUCACUGUGACAUAAAAAAACAAAACAAAAAAGAACAAUGAGCCACUCUGAAGAACACAGGCAACAAGUUUUCUUCUCAUUUAACCAGACAUGUUUGAAAUUGCAUCGCGGAGAUAUGAUUGAAAAAUUCUUCCAUCUGAGAAUAAUGUAAAUAAUGCUAAUAAGCUAACGAACGAGACGUACGGUGAGCAUCAAGCAAGUUUACAAAAACGAUCUCAAGCUGCUUUUGUGAAAUACCCUCGUGCAUUGUUUACUGCCAACUGCUGUGAUAGAGCGCCCCCAGCUGCCCAAAGGAGGAAUUACAACCACUUCAGCCUCGCGCCUUGUUCUAACGGACACUGAUCGAAAAGCCAUUGCCAUCUCAUUUGAAUUAAUAUACUGUAAAGCUCUAGAUGUAAAUAGAAGUGUAUAAAAUGGGUUGCUUAUUUUUCUUCAUUUAAAAACAAAUAUAUUCUUCGUUUUAUUCUAUUCAUAGGAUUUAAUCAUACAAAAUAUGCCAUGUAGAUGCUAUUUAGAGGGUUAACUAUUAAUUUCAUGACGCCUGUCAUCUUCGAAUACUGUCUUUGAUAUGGACAAAAGUGUUGGGACACACCUCUUAUUUAUGAAUUCAUCUUUUGGACAACUAGAUGCCUUCCCUUUUGUGGGAACAUUUUGGGGAGAAGAAAUAUUAGAGUUUCUACUUUUGGAAGGCGACCCAAUACUUUUGUCCACAGCUACAUCUAUUGUCAAAGGGUUUUACUGGAGAGUUUGGAAGCCCCGUGACAUGCCAACUUGUAAAAGUUGCUCACUGCGGUGUCAGCAGCAUGUCCCUUUACCUCACAAAAUGAAUGUGUUAAACUUUACAUAUUUAUUUAAAUGUACGGUGCUGUAUGCGGGGUUGGGGGUGGGGGGGGGGGGUGCAUGCCCUGAUAUUGGAAAUUAUUUAUUGAGCAAGUCUGUAAAUAUCUUUUGUUUUAGUACGUCGCUCCUCCUCAUCCGUUUGUUUGCCGUCCAAGUUGCUGCUGUUUCUAUUCCAAAGUGUGAAGAGUUCAAUUAGCAUUUAUUUCCUUUCAUUCUUUGAACGUCAUCGAUUUGCUCCCUUCUUUUGCCAAGCUGUGAAUGUUUUGUACGACUAAAUGGUUUAUAUAUAUAUAUAUCUCUAUCUAUAUAUAUGAGCAGAAGAAAAAGACAAAUACACACGCAAUGUUUUCUUUUGAGUUGUUUGUAUAACAAAAAAAAAAAAGAGAAAUAAAUGACCUGUGAUGGAUUUAAAGACAAAAGAAGAGUCCAGUUUGGCGCACACAGUUUUUUCCUGUCGUUUCAGCUUUUGUUUGUUCGCUACACUAAAACUUGAAGUCGCGCGAGACUUUCUGAUGAUUCUUCGGUUUUACUCUGUAUACUUUUGAAAAUCCACUUUUGGGAGAUCACUUAGGUAAAUCCAUUAUUGGUCCGUGUCAGAUGCGACCUCACCUGGGUUGAGGUCAAAGGUGCGGCCAUCUUUGUAUUGAGAGUCUGAAUUCUUCCUU
Messenger RNA from Syngnathus typhle (broad-nosed pipefish), 4373 nucleotides. Its product is annotated as tripartite motif-containing protein 67. Gene Ontology annotation, molecular function: zinc ion binding; protein binding. The coding region runs from base 16 to 2229 and encodes 737 amino acids. NCBI's taxonomy places the organism in Eukaryota, Metazoa, Chordata, Actinopteri, Syngnathiformes, Syngnathidae. The record is from RefSeq and is a predicted model, not a curated record. The transcript has 12 exons.